AAGUAGAUUGUUACUCGGCAUUUUUUUGACAGUUGGUUUUGUGACUAAACUCAUUCAUCAUUGUUAAGUUUUAUAUUGUUCAAAGAUUUGUCUUUAUUGUAAGAUUUGAACGCUAGAAAAAUAAUAAUUAAUAAAAUGGCACCUGUUGAUCAAGAUGUGGAAAUGAAGAAUGUCGAGAGUCCUGCAGCUAGUAGUGAUGUGGAACCUGGCGAAGUGAAAAAAGAUGCAGACGUCCUAAGCGUUCAAGAUUUAAGGGAACAUGUUAGACAAAUCGAUAAAGCUGUAACAUCAAAGGAACCAAGAUUUGCAAUGAGAGUAUUGAGAUCUCUUCCUAAUACUCGCCGAAAAUUAAAUGGAAAUGUUCUUCGAGCAAUUAUUAAUCAAAUUUAUCCGUCAAGCCCCGAGAAAGAGACUUUACUGUCACUUGUUGAAAAUCCAUUGCCUGGCGCCGUGGAAAUUGAAAACCCACGGUCCAGAAGUGCUCCGAAAACACCCGUCCCUGAAGUAGAUGUGUAUCUGCACCUUUUAGUAUUACUACGUUUGCUGGAUACAAACAAGUUAGAAGAGGCAACUGAAUGCUCUCAACAAUUAAUGAACAAAAUUACUGCACAAAAUAGAAGAACGCUUGAUUUGAUUGCUGCUAAAUGUUAUUUCUAUCAUUCACGAGUAUUUGAAUUGACUAACAAGCUGGAUCUUAUUAGAGGAUUGCUACAUUCUCGUUUGCGUACAUCAACUCUUCGUAAUGAUUAUGAAGGACAAGCUGUACUUAUCAACUGUCUGCUGCGUAAUUAUUUACACUAUUCUUUGUAUGAUCAGGCAGAUAAGUUGGUGAGCAAGUCAGUAUUUCCUGAAAAUGCAAGCAAUAAUGAGUGGGCAAGAUUUUUGUAUUAUUUGGGCAGAAUUAAAGCAGCUCGAUUAGAAUACAGUGAUGCCCACAAACAUCUGGUACAGGCUCUUAGAAAGGCACCUCAAACUGCAGCAGUUGGUUUUCGUCAAACUGUACAGAAACUAGCUAUUGUUGUGGAGUUGCUUUUAGGAGACAUCCCUGAGAGAGCUAUAUUUCGUCAAGCACCUUUAAGAAGGGCUCUGGCACCAUAUUUUCAACUCACACAAGCUGUACGUCUUGGGAAUUUACAGAGAUUUGGUGAAGUUUUAGAGAACUAUGGUCCACAAUUCCGUAGUGAUCAUACUUUCACUUUAAUUCUUCGUCUUAGACAGAAUGUCAUCAAAACUGCAAUCCGUUCAAUUGGAUUGUCAUAUUCUCGCAUCUCCCCUAAGGAUAUAGCUAGAAAAUUGGGUCUAGAUUCUGCUGAAGAUGCUGAAUUUAUUGUGGCCAAGGCUAUAAGAGAUGGUGUUAUUGAGGCAACACUAGACCCAGAGAAGGGGUAUAUGAGCAAUAAGGAGAGUUCAGAUAUUUAUUGCACUCGAGAGCCUCAGCUUGCAUUUCAUCAGCGUAUAUCAUUUUGUCUGGACCUUCAUAACCAGAGUGUGAAAGCUAUGAGAUAUCCACCAAAAUCAUAUGGAAAAGAGUUAGAAAGUGCUGAAGAGCGCCGUGAAAGAGAGCAGCAGGAUCUGGAACUUGCAAAGGAAAUGGCAGAAGAGGAUGAUGAUGGUUUUCCUUGAAUAAUAUAAAUAUUAAUAGAUUAUAUUGUUAGUGUCUGAAUUAUUAAAUACUGAUAAAUCAAUAUACUAGUAUUUGAAUAUUAA
This is a messenger RNA of Galleria mellonella (greater wax moth), 1707 nucleotides long. It is a transcript of the gene Rpn3, whose product is annotated as probable 26S proteasome non-ATPase regulatory subunit 3. Gene Ontology annotation, molecular function: enzyme regulator activity. The transcript has a single exon. The record is from RefSeq and is a predicted model, not a curated record. Gene Ontology annotation, biological process: regulation of protein catabolic process; ubiquitin-dependent protein catabolic process. NCBI's taxonomy places the organism in Eukaryota, Metazoa, Arthropoda, Insecta, Lepidoptera, Pyralidae. Gene Ontology annotation, cellular component: proteasome regulatory particle, lid subcomplex; proteasome complex. The coding region runs from base 136 to 1623 and encodes 495 amino acids.